CGUACAGUUUAGUAUUUUAAGAAUUAUUACUUAUUUCUAUUUUUAAUUACACCACAUUUCUAUGCAGACCAAGCACUUCAACUUUAGUGGAUUAUAUUAUGGAUAAUUCUGCAGAACGUCAAAGUCAAGACACAUCUAGUUUGCCCGUUCAAUCAUUUAAAGAAAUGACAGAAAAAACAGGCGCACUUAAUGAACCAAGCACUUUAAGUUCAACUGGUACCGAUAUGGAUCCGAAUGCAGAACGUCAAAGUCAAGAAACAAUUGAUUUGGCUCUUCAAUCUUGUGAACAAUCGAAAAAAGAAACAAGGACAUGUGAUGGACCAAGCACUUCAAGUUCAACGGGUUAUAUUAUGGAUCCUUCUACAGAAAAAAAUGUAAUUCUGCAACAUCAAAACCGGCAGAAUCGUUUUCCGGUAAUAACAUCCGUGCUCUGCGGGAGAUUCAUCUCCAAGGACGCCCUAGCCAAACUUGGUCGGCUUAAAACAAUACACUCUGCUCCGACGACAGAGAACAACCAUUUACGUCAAAGUAAAAAACAAGAACCACCUGGUUUGCCUGUUCAAUCAUUUAAAGAAGCGAUAAAAAAAACAAGCGCACUUGAUGAACCAAGCACUUCAACUGUAGUGGAUCAUAUUACGGAUAAUUCUGCAAAACGUCAAAGUCAAGAUACAUCUGACUUGCCCGUUCAACCAUUUAAAGAAACUACAGAAACAACAGGCACACUUAAUGAGCCGAGACCUUCAAGUUCAACGAGUUACGAUAUAGAUCCCAAUGCAGAACAUCAAAAUCAGGAAACAGUUGAUUUGGCUCUUCAAUCAUGUGAGCAAUUGAAAAAAGAAACAAAAGCACGUGUUAGAUCAAGCACUUCAAUUUCAACGGGUUAUAAUACAAAUUCUACCGCAGAAUGUCACAGUCAGGAAACAGUUGAUUUGGAUCCUCAAACAUGUGAACAAUCGAGAAAAGAAACAAGGGCAUGUGAUGGGUAAUUAUUUGUUUUGCUUAAUUGUAUCACACAACAUAGUAAUAUCUUAUUAUUAAAAUAUUUACUUUUCUGCAAAGAAUAAUUUAUAAGGUUAAUAUUUUAUAUAAUUCCAUUUCUAAUUCAACACAUUUCGAUGCAGAGCAAGCAUUUUAAGUUCAACGUGUUAUGAUACAAAUCCUUCUGCAGAACGUUAAAAUACUGCAGAACAAUACCUUUGCUUUCUUAUUGUCCACGUUUUUUAUUUGCAAAUUAAUAUAUCAAAAGUUUUAUA
Messenger RNA from Temnothorax curvispinosus, 1253 nucleotides. RefSeq lists its product as uncharacterized. Bases 99 to 986 code for a protein of 295 amino acids. The transcript is spliced from 6 exons. Lineage: Eukaryota; Metazoa; Arthropoda; Insecta; Hymenoptera; Formicidae. The record is from RefSeq and is a predicted model, not a curated record.